This is a messenger RNA of Pterocles gutturalis (yellow-throated sandgrouse), 1487 nucleotides long. It is a transcript of the gene SPTLC1, whose product is annotated as serine palmitoyltransferase, long chain base subunit 1. The transcript is spliced from 14 exons. The annotation marks the transcript as partial. Gene Ontology annotation, cellular component: endoplasmic reticulum. Gene Ontology annotation, molecular function: pyridoxal phosphate binding; serine C-palmitoyltransferase activity. Lineage: Eukaryota; Metazoa; Chordata; Aves; Pterocliformes; Pteroclidae. The record is from RefSeq and is a predicted model, not a curated record. Gene Ontology annotation, biological process: ceramide biosynthetic process; sphingosine biosynthetic process.
AAUUCUGUGGGCUUAAUUUUGUGCUUUAUUUUCAGGCUCCUGCUUACCAUCUCAUUUUGGAAGGAAUUCUAAUUCUAUGGAUAAUCAGACUUCUUUUCUCCAAGACAUACAAGCUUCAAGAGCGAUCUGAUCUAACACCUAAGGAAAAAGAAGAAUUGAUUGAAGAAUGGCAGCCAGAGCCUCUUGUACCUCCUGUACCAAAAGAUCACCCAGCUCUCAACUACAACAUUGUUUCAGGUCCUCCAACCCAUAUAAUCACUGUCAAUGGCAAGGAAUGUAUAAACUUUGCAUCAUUUAACUUUCUUGGACUUUUGGAUAAUGAAAAGGUUAAGAGUGCGGCCCAGGCAUCUCUGAAGAAAUAUGGUGUUGGCACUUGUGGACCUAGAGGAUUCUAUGGUACUUUUGAUGUGCACUUAGAAUUAGAAGAACGACUAGCAAAAUUCAUGAGGACAGAAGAAGCAAUUAUAUACUCAUAUGGAUUUGCAACAAUUGCCAGUGCUAUUCCUGCAUAUUCGAAAAGAGGGGAUAUUGUGUUUGUAGAUGAAGCUGCCUGCUUUGCUAUUCAGAAGGGAUUACAAGCAUCUCGUAGUAACAUCAAGUUAUUUAAGCAUAAUGAUAUGGCUGACCUCGAACGACUGUUGAAAGAACAAGAGACUGAAGAUCAAAAGAAUCCUCGCAAGGCACGUGUAACUCGAAGGUUUAUUGUAGUGGAAGGAUUGUAUAUGAACACAGGAGAUGUUUGUCCUCUUCCAGAAUUGAUAAAAUUAAAGUAUAAAUACAAAGUUAGAAUAUUUUUGGAGGAGAGCCUUUCCUUUGGAGUCCUUGGAGAGCGUGGAAGAGGAAUUACUGAACACUUUGGAAUAAAUAUUGAUGAUAUAGAUCUUAUCAGUGCAAACAUGGAAAAUUCACUGGCUUCUAUUGGAGGAUUUUGCUGUGGAAGAUCUUUUAUUAUUGACCAUCAGCGAUUGUCUGGUCAAGGCUACUGCUUUUCUGCAUCCCUGCCUCCUUUGUUAGCUGCUGCUGCUAUUGAAGCUCUGAAUAUUAUGGAAGAUAAUCCAGACAUUUUUCAGACUCUCCGGGCUAAAUGUGAACGAAUGCACAAAGCUUUACAGGGGAUUUCUGGCUUAAAAGUAGUGGGAGAAUCUUUUUCUCCAGCAUUGCACUUACAGUUGGAAGAAAGCUGUGGAUCUCGAGAAGACGAUGUGAAGUUACUCAAAAGAGUUGUGGAUUAUUGUAUGAAUAGUGGUAUUGCGUUAACUCAGGCCCGCUAUCUGGAGAAAGAAGAAAAAUGUCUUCCUCCACCCAGUAUUCGAGUAGUGAUAACAGUGGAACAAACUGAACAAGAACUGGACAAAGCUACAUCACUUCUUAAGGAAGCUGCACGGUCUCUAUUGAACUAGACUUCUGUUUUGGAUUCCUCUUUCCCCAAAUUAUCAGGAUCAUUUACACUGUACAAUGACUUCACUUCAGAUAUUCAAGUUCUUCCA